Angiostrongylus costaricensis is the source of this 615-nucleotide messenger RNA. The record is from the annotation of a GenBank genome assembly. Lineage: Eukaryota; Metazoa; Nematoda; Chromadorea; Rhabditida; Metastrongylidae.
AUGUUGCUGGAUGUGAAGAAUCGUCCGCGUUGCGAUCUAAACAUAACGGCUGGAUUUGGUAACCAACGAGUGGUGCUUUCGGCCCACAAAUGCAAGCUUAUUGCCCAUUCAGAUGUAUUUUGCGCCAUGUUCCGCCACAAUACGAAAGAACGCGAGACAAAGUCGGUAAUGAUAGAAGAUUUCGCUGCAUCUGCGGUGAAAAGUAUGCUGACUUUCGUCUAUGUCGGUUCAAUUUCACUCCAGGACUUAGAGUCCAGGGAAGUUGGUGACGUAAUGCGCUUAGCGGACAAGUAUUUUAUCAAAGCGCUAAAGGCAAUAUGUGAGAAGGAGCUUAUUGCGAGAAUUCGCUCCUCAAAUGUUGUCGAUUUUGUGGAGCUGGCCGACUUUUGCAAUGCGACUUGUUUGUAUGAAAAAUGCGUUCAUUUCGUAAGUGAAAACGAUGAGUUGAUCCUUAUCAAUGCCGGAGUAACUCGUUGUAAGUUAUUUCAGAUGGGUAGCAACAUACACAGUACGUCCAGCUCGGUAUCAUGGCAAGCGUUGAUGGAUCGAAAUCCGAGACUGACGGCUUCCAUAAUGGAUCGCAUGAACGAUUUGGCCAACCUGGUGCCGCUCUAA